AUGACUACUAAUAAGAUUGAAAAAUUGCAAAUACAGAAACACAAUCUAUCCCUCAAUGAACAAAGAGCCCUUAGUGAACUUUGCAAUAAUAGAAAUCUCAUUAUAAAGCUGUCUGACAAAGGUGGAAAUACAGCCCUCCUCAAUCGAGACAUGUACAUCUCUAUGUGCUUGGACCACCUCACUGAUUCCUCUUGCUAUGAGAAACUAUCUAAAGAUCCCACCAUGAGAUAUAUGGAAGAAUUUAAACAGGUCCUGAACCAAGCACUAGAGGGUAAUGUAAUUACCAACAAGGAAUUUUAA
Pelobates cultripes (western spadefoot toad) is the source of this 300-nucleotide messenger RNA. NCBI's taxonomy places the organism in Eukaryota, Metazoa, Chordata, Amphibia, Anura, Pelobatidae. The record is from the annotation of a GenBank genome assembly.